Molecule: messenger RNA, 2346 nt
Organism: Peronospora matthiolae
Lineage: Eukaryota; Oomycota; Peronosporomycetes; Peronosporales; Peronosporaceae
Source: the annotation of a GenBank genome assembly
AUGGGCAUUCAACUGCGAAAGCUGAUGCGCUCUCGCGUGAUCGUUGUGUUUGGCGCUACCAGUCGCAUUGGUCGUUCCGUGUUAGAAGUUCUGGCUGCUCAAGAUCAGGUUUCUGUCGCGCUUGUGGCCGCAGUCGAAAGCGCCAAAGAUACACGAGUGCAGCGACUGAAGUCCGCGACAAACAGUUAUAUCGUGCAGUGCAAUUUUGCUCAAGGUGGUGAGGACUCACUUCGCCGUGCUGUGCGUAAUGCGGAUGCCGUACUCCUCGUUCCCGCACUUUCCGAAAGUGGAGUGCGUUUUUCGCGGCGUGUCAUCGAUGCUGCUGCAGCUGAGCAGGUCCCACGCCUCGUCGUGAUCAGUAGUAUCUUGGCAUCGCCCGAGCUGCUAGGUCGCUGCCGUCAAGAACACGCGAAGGAACGACCAGCAACUGAAGCUAUAGGCUCGACAUCUACCGAUGUUGCCGCUCUGGAAGGUUACGAGGCGGUGGAAGUUCAUGCGAGAAACCAGUUACCUGAACAUGGUCGUUGUGUGUCGCUGCGGAUCCCUCUUCUCAUGGAAACGCUGCUUUACUGUCGUGAUGAACUACUCUUCGCAAAUCGAUUUGUCGGGUGCUAUGAGCCGGACACGCACGUGCCCUGCAUUUCGGUUCGUGAUGUCGGAGUUGCAGCAGCCGAGGUGCUGGCGAAUCCGAGACGGAAGUACGAGGCGGUGUAUCGCUUGACUGGAGGGAUCAAUGUGAGCUGCAGCCCCAAUGAAUUAGCUCACACCCUGAAGGGCCACCUCGGACGAGACAUAAAGUACCGCAAGUUGAGCGACGCCGAUUUCCUUCGUGUCAUGGAGGAGAAAGACGCCCCCGUCCAAGUGGCUCAAGGCACGGUCGGACUUCGGAUAUUCCUCGAAGAACGAGAGAGCCACGAGGAAGAUGUGAGCACCAGCCAGGAAAAGUCAUCGAGUAAUACCCGAGAGGAGGGACCUCGCUCGCUGCAUUUGCCUGACGCCUUCCGCAGCACGAGCAACUUUCGGCAGCUUACCAAGCGAGAUCACACAACCCCUCGACAAUGGCUGCAGCAGCAUGCGACUUCGUUAUUCGCGCGCACCCCGCAGAACCAAGUGCAGUUGUUCGUUGUGGGCUCCGGUGAGGCCCUGUUCCUCGAGGUGAGCAAGUUUGUGGCGAGUCAGAUUACUGCUCCGUCGUCGCUUCCGCCGCGUGAUGUGGGUGAGAGUGCUGUCCCAACCGUCCUUUCUGGUCGUUCCAACAGUGCAGGCGAUUAUAGUGGCCUUGCGCAGGCCAAAGUCACGCUGUGUACUGUCAAGUCGGCCCCAGGGAGUGUCGAACGAAGCAAGUCGUUUGGCAUACCGUCACCACCGGCAGUAUAUCAGCUCGAAGGUGCUCCACCGUAUCCCAUGGACGAUUUGCUUAAGCAACUCUCAUCUUUGGAUGUCGUGCUGCUCAUCCCUCCGCUCAGACUUGGUGGUAGGGCUUGCCUGGACGUGGUGCGCGCCGUGGUUCAUGCAGCUGCGCGUGCAAACGCUUGGGGUGUGGUGCUGGUGAGCUCGAUCUUUGUGGGUUCGCCCACUCUACAGCAAAGCGUGAUACUUGAGCAACUCGAAGAAAUUGAGGGUUGCGUGAAGUCUUCAGGCGUCUCGUACACGAUCUUGCGUCUUCCGCUGUUCAUGGAGUAUUUCUUGGCGCUGUCGUGUUGCGACGAGGUGGGAAGCCUGGACGAAGAAAAGCGCGAGCUGCCUUUUCGUGAUGAAGCUAAAUUCGAAUCCGAGGUGGAGGCCCGAACGCAGGAUGAAGUGGAGGCAGGAGAAAUUAAGGCGAUGGUGUCGUCCCCUCCGUCGCACAUCAUGUGGCCGCUAUUGGAGCCAUCGCUGGCGUCUGCGCGAAUUUAUCUCAUGUCUCUAGAGGACGCUGCCAAGGCUCUUGUGGCUGCUGCUUUCACGUUUCCAUUGCAUCGUGGAAAGACGAAGGAGCUCUACACCUCAAGCGUAACGAUGACGGACGUCCAGCGAAUUCUGCAGCGUCACGCGAGUAAGGCCCGUCCCGUGCGUUUGAGUCGCGUGGAUGCGUUGAAAGAGAGACAAGGCCGCGAAUUCUGGCGUGUUGCAUACUGGCCUCGAGCGCAUACACAGCAGUUCCUUGAGUGUGCGGUGGAGUUUGCAAGAGAUGUGCGUACAGCUGCCGAUAGCGCAGCUAUUGUCGGAGGCGACGUUGACACGAGUGCGAUGGUGCUGCCUGUGUCGCAGAGUUUUGAAGACCUUACGGACAUCCGGCCACGCACAUUUGAUGAAUGGGCUGAAGAGAAUUCCAAGCGUUAUACGCAGCUGCUUGCGGCUCACUGA